Messenger RNA from Pseudovirgaria hyperparasitica, 2955 nucleotides. RefSeq names its product DNA repair protein rad5. The coding region runs from base 1 to 2955 and encodes 984 amino acids. Lineage: Eukaryota; Fungi; Ascomycota; Dothideomycetes; Acrospermales; Acrospermaceae. The record is from RefSeq and is a predicted model, not a curated record. The transcript has 2 exons. Gene Ontology annotation, molecular function: zinc ion binding; ATP binding; nucleic acid binding.
AUGCCGGAGAGUAGAUACAUUGGGGCGUUUGGUGUCACCGGAUGGGCUACAAGAAGCGGAUCUGGGCUUGUCAAGUCGGGUGAUGCGGUGAAUAUAGAGAGGCAAAAACCACAAGCCAUCACGUCGAGAAGUGGCCGAGGGGGCAAGCCACGACCCAUAAUGAACAAGAAGCAGGAUGUAGUUGUGCGCUUUACAAAUGCUAGGGGCCAAGAGAUUGGAAGAUUGGAGAACGAAUCCGCAGCCUGGAUAUCGACAUUACUAGAUCAAAAGAUAUGCAGAUUCUCUGCUUCUUGCAUAUACUCGCCAGACAGCCUCAGAACAAACGACAACGUAUACCUUCAACUCAAGUGCUAUCUUCUGAGGGUAUCAUUCGAAGGCGGUGGCUUCGUGAAGCCUGAGGACAAUCGGGAAGCCGGCCGAUUUGAACCAAAAGAGAGCUCAGAUGAGCGAAAAUUGCGCCUGCGUCAGGUCGCGCUAGUAAAGAUGUUCGAUGAGAUCAAUCUCCAACCUUCUAAGAUCAACAGCACGGCCAAAGAGCACAAAAAACAGGGCAUUUUACAGGCCGCAGAAAUGGCUGAGCACUAUGAACAAAGCUCCACCUCCAAAACAGAACCAUCAGCAUCAAGUAGACAAGCUAGCACUGGUGGAUCAUCGCCACCUGCCGAAGAGGAUGAAGACGGCAAGGAGUUGGAGCAAGACCAACUUGACUCCUUGUACAAAAAAGCUCAGACAUUCGACUUCGAUACUCCUGAAUACGAACCACCUAGCACUUUUAACAUGAAGCUGAGAAAGUAUCAAAAGCAGGCUUUGCAUUGGAUGAUCAGUAAAGAAAAGAACUCCAAAGUGGACGACAGGGAGAUAUCAAUGCAUCCUCUUUGGGAAGAAUACGAGUGGCCUCGGAAAGACUUCGAUGACAAGGACCUUCCGGAAGUUGCUGACCAGGCAAAUUUUUAUGUCAACCCCUAUUCGGGCGAACUAUCAUUGGAGUUCCCUGUACAAGAACAGAAUUGCCUUGGUGGUAUUCUUGCCGACGAGAUGGGACUUGGCAAGACGAUUGAAAUGAUGUCCCUCAUUCAUAGCCACCGGCCAGAUGUUGCAACUGGUGCCGCUUCAUCGGUGCACAAUCUACCACGUCUACCGAAAGCCUCCUCUGCAAUUGAAAAAGCGCCCUACACAACGCUGGUCGUUGCUCCUAUGUCACUACUUGCCCAAUGGGCAAGUGAGGCGGAAAAAGCCUCGAAAGAAGGGACAAUGAAGGUCAUGUUAUAUUAUGGUAAUGAGAAAACAGCCAACCUCCAAAGCCUCUGCUGCGAGGCCAACGCCGCCACGGCGCCAAAUGUCAUUGUUACUAGUUAUGGUACAAUCUUAUCCGAGUUCAACGCAGUCGCUUCUAAUGGGGGUAAUCGUGGUUCCCAUGGCGGCCUCUUCUCUGUAGAAUAUUUCCGCGUCAUUCUAGAUGAGGCACAUCAGAUCAAGAACAGACAGGCCAAGACUUCAAAAGCGUGCUAUGAGCUCAGUGCGAGACAUCGAUGGGUCUUGACAGGUACGCCAAUUGUCAACCGCCUGGAGGACCUCUUCAGUUUGGUGCAUUUCCUGAAAGUGGAGCCAUGGAGCAACUUCUCGUUCUGGAAGACCUUCAUUACAGUACCGUUCGAGUCUGGUGACUUUGUUCGGGCUUUGAAUGUUGUUCAAACAGUUUUAGAACCUCUGGUCAUGCGCCGUACAAAGGAUAUGAAAACACCGUCCGGGGAGGCUUUGGUCAGCUUACCAGCUAAGACCAUCACCAUCGACAAAGUUGAACUGUCGGAAGAAGAACGUGGGGUGUAUGACUACAUCUUCAUGCGUGCCAAGCGUACCUUUAGCGCCAGUAUCGAAGCUGGCACAGUGAUGAAGUCUUAUACUACUAUCUUUGCACAGAUUCUCAGGUUACGGCAGUCUUGUGAUCAUCCGAUUCUGACGAGAAACAGGGAUAUUGCAGCAGAAGAGGAGGAGGCCGCAAAUGCCACCGAUGUCGCUAAUGGACUGGCAGAUGACAUGGAUCUCCAGGCACUUAUUGAACGCUUUACCGCACAAGAAGCCGCGGACGAGACAGCCAGAUUUGGCACCCAUGUGCUAAAGCAAAUUCAGUCAGAAGCCGAAGACGAAUGUCCUAUCUGCUCUGAAGAGCCAAUGAUAGAGCAAGCUGUGACAGGUUGCUGGCAUAGUGCGUGCAAAGCAUGUCUCCUGGAUUACAUCAAGCAUCAACGCGACAAAGGUCAAAUACCUCGAUGUUUCAAUUGCCGCGAACCUAUCAAUGCACGGGACGUAUUCGAGCCUAUUCGACAUGACCUCCCUGUGGACGAACAAGGUAACGAUUCGGAUGGUGGUUUGUAUAGUUCUACGCCCCAAAACAUGCCUGGGCCGCGCAUUUCUCUUCGCAGGGUUGGCGGUAGUGGUUCUGCUAAGAUUCAGGGCCUGCUCUCGCAUCUAAAGAAGAUACGUAAAGCAGACCCAAAUGCCAAGUCGGUCGUGUUCUCGCAAUUCACCUCCUUCCUCGAUAUCAUCGAACCAGCUUUGACUCGCGACCACAUUCCUUUCCUCCGCUUUGACGGAUCAAUGGCGCAAAAGCUCCGUGCGUCUGUUCUCGCUCAGUUUGAGAGUGCUCAGAGGGGCACAGUCCUCUUAUUGAGUCUGCGUGCAGGCGGAGUCGGCCUCAAUCUUACAUGUGCCAAGCACGUCUUCAUGAUGGAUCCUUGGUGGAGUUGGGCUAUAGAAGCGCAAGCCAUAGAUCGUGUCCACCGCAUGGGGCAAGAGAGUGAAGUCAAUGUGACGAGGUUCAUAGUCGAGGGCAGUAUUGAAGAGAAGAUGCUCAGGAUUCAGGAGAGGAAGAAGUUCAUUGCAAGCUCUUUGGGCAUGAUGAGCAAAGACGAGCAGAGGUCACAGCGCAUUGAGGACCUGAAGGAACUCUUCAGUUGA